AUGGAAUUCUACGGAAGUAAUUUUUUCCGACUGCGGCUAGCUUUAAGCCUAAUAAGUGGUAAAGCCAUAACAAUAAAAAAUAUCCGAAAGAAAAGAAAGAGUAUAAUUAAAAAUGGAAUGAAUAAUGAAAUGGAUAUACAAGAAGAAUUACGGAAGAACAAAGAUGGUGAUAAUUAUAAUAAAUAUGGUCUUAAAGAAUAUGAAGCAAAAAUAUUAAAAUUAAUUGAUAAAUUAUGUGAUAAUACUACUAUAAAAAUAAAUGAAGAAGGAGAUGAAUUAUAUUUCGAACCCGGAUAUCUUAUUGGUAAUACAAAUGAAGAAGAUUCAAGGAAUAUGUAUAAUAUGACAUUUCAUUGUGGUAAAGAAAGAAGUAUAACAUAUUAUUUAGAAUUUUUGAUUAUGAUAGUUUUGUUUUUUAAAAAUCCUGUUAAUAUUUUAUUAAAAGGUAUUACAGAUGAUUAUAUUGAUAAUAAUGUUUAUACUUGUAAAAUAAUAUGUGAACAUUUUUUUAAAGAAAUUUUAAAAUUAAAUGAAGAUUUUUUAUAUAUUAAUAUAUUAAAAAGAUCUACAAAACCUGAAUGUUCAGGUGAAGUUCAUUUCUUUAUGAGAAACAUUAAAAAAAUAAAUCCUUUUGAUAUAACUAAUGUUGGAGUAGUUAACAAAAUAAGUGGCUCAAUUUUAUCAAAUAAUAUAUCUUUAAUGUUUAGAAAUAAAAUAAUGAAUUUUGCAAAAAAACAAUUAUAUCAUUUUACACCUUAUAUUAAUAUUGAUGUACAAAAGGAAGAUGAUAAAAAAAAUAAAAAUAUAAAUUCCCAUUUUAUCUCUUUUUCCUUAUUUGCUCAUACAAAAUGUAAUUGUAUAUAUGCUGCAGAUAUAUGUGUAGAUGAAUUAUUUUUAAAGAAACUCAAAGAAGGUAUAAAUCAUCGGGAUAAACAUGAACAUAUGCAGGAUAGCUCUAAUAUAUUGGAAGAUAAACAACAUUAUAUGAACGGCAAUUAUCAUACGAAUGAUGAAAACAUAGUACCUUCUUAUACACAAAAAGAUCAACAGAAUAAUAUAAUAACAAAACAUAUAAAUAAUAACUUACACGAUGUUGAUAUAUAUGAACGUCUAGGAUUCUUUAUAUCUUUAAAAAUGAUAAAUCAGAUUAAAGGAUUAUCAUCAGUAGAUACAAAUUAUCAAUGGUUACCUUUACUAUAUAUGGCUUUAGCUACUGACACGUCUGUUUCUAAGAUUACAUUAAGUAUUAUAAAACCAUAUUCUAUUACACUCAUUAGAUUAUUGCGUGAUUUUUUCAAUGUUGUUUUUAAAAUAGAAAAAGUACAAAAGUCGCCAAUUCAUUAUUCCUAUCUCAUUCAGUGUGUUGGAAUAGGAUAUCAAAAUAUUUUCAAAAAAACUUUUUAA
Molecule: messenger RNA, 1404 nt
Organism: Plasmodium falciparum 3D7
Lineage: Eukaryota; Apicomplexa; Aconoidasida; Haemosporida; Plasmodiidae
Gene: RCL1
Product: putative RNA 3'-terminal phosphate cyclase-like protein
Biological process (GO): RNA processing
Molecular function (GO): catalytic activity
Source: RefSeq, a predicted model, not a curated record